Messenger RNA from Zea mays, 1895 nucleotides. RefSeq names its product B3 domain-containing transcription factor NGA2. Lineage: Eukaryota; Viridiplantae; Streptophyta; Magnoliopsida; Poales; Poaceae. The transcript has a single exon. The coding region runs from base 556 to 1824 and encodes 422 amino acids. The record is from RefSeq and is marked provisional. Gene Ontology annotation, molecular function: DNA binding; DNA-binding transcription factor activity.
GGCAGGCACCCAGCAACUAACGAGCACCACCGUCUAAUCCGCGUCUCCGUCUCCGUCCCCAUCCCCAAUUCCCCAUCCCCAUCCAUCUGGCCACAUCCCAAACCCAAAGACGUCGUCCGCCGCGCUGUGCGCCUAGCCGUCAAUGUGGACGCCUGCGGGCGGCCUAAUUCUUCUUCCCGUCCUUCGUUCUUCCCCCUCGCCCUUCAGGCAGCAGGCCUCACACUCCAGAGUAGUAGCAAGCAACAGCAACGCCGAGCCUGCAUACUACACGCAUACAUAGGUAGAUCCGAUCCCGCUCUACUGACCUAUAGUGGCGGCGGUGGCGUUUGCGCUGGGCAACAGUGCAUGCCUCUCUUCUCUGGGCCAGCUCCCAGCUAUCUCCAGCGGCUGUCAUCGCAGCAGAACCUAGCUAGCUAGUCAGAUAGGUAGCGCAGCCAGUGCCCAGUGGAGGAGGGAGGGAAGAAGCAGGUGGCGCGCGGGACCAAGGGAGGAGCGAGAGCGAGCGAGCAAGAAAUACCAGAGGAAGCAAGUGGUAGGUAGGUAGGUAGUGCCUAUAUGGACCAGUUCGCCGCGAGCGGGAGGUUCUCUAGAGAGGAGGAGGCGGACGAGGAGCAGGAGGAUGCGUCCAAUUCCAUGCGCGAGAUCUCCUUCAUGCCGCCGGCUGCGGCCUCGUCAUCUUCGGCGGCUGCUUCCGCGUCCGCGUCCGCCUCCACCAGCGCAUCCGCGUGUGCAUCGGGAAGCAGCAGCGCCCCCUUCCGCUCCGCCUCCGCGUCGGGGGAUGCCGCCGGAGCGUCGGGGAGCGGCGGCCCAGCGGACGCGGACGCGGAGGCGGAGGCGGUGGAGAAGGAGCACAUGUUCGACAAGGUGGUCACGCCGAGCGACGUGGGGAAGCUCAACCGGCUGGUGAUCCCGAAGCAGUACGCGGAGAAGUACUUCCCGCUGGACGCGGCGGCCAACGAGAAGGGCCUCCUCCUCAGCUUCGAGGACAGCGCCGGCAAGCACUGGCGCUUCCGCUACUCCUACUGGAACAGCAGCCAGAGCUACGUCAUGACCAAGGGCUGGAGCCGCUUCGUCAAGGAGAAGCGCCUCGUCGCCGGGGACACCGUCUCCUUCUCCCGCGCCGCCGCCGAGGACGCGCGCCACCGCCUCUUCAUCGACUGGAAGCGCCGGGUCGACACCCGCGGCCCGCUUCGUUUCUCCGGCCUCGCGCUGCCGAUGCCGCUGCCGUCGUCGCACUACGGCGGGCCCCACCACUACAGCCCGUGGGGCUUCGGCGGCGGCGGCGGCGGCGGCGGCGGAUUCUUCAUGCCGCCCUCGCCGCCCGCCACGCUCUACGAGCACCGCCUCAGACAGGGCCUCGACUUCCGCAGCAUGACGACGACCUACCCCGCGCCGACCGUGGGGAGGCAGCUCCUGUUUUUCGGCUCGGCCAGGAUGCCUCCUCAUCACGCGCCGCCGCCCCAGCCGCGCCCGUUCUCGCUGCCGCUGCAUCACUACACGGUGCAACCGAGCGCCGCCGGCGUCACCGCCGCGUCACGGCCGGUCCUUCUUGACUCGGUGCCGGUCAUCGAGAGCCCGACGACCGCCGCGAAGCGCGUGCGGCUGUUCGGCGUCAACCUGGACAACAACCCAGAUGGCGGCGGCGAGGCUAGCCAUCAGGGCGAUGCAUUGUCAUUGCAGAUGCCCGGGUGGCAGCAAAGGACUCCAACUCUAAGGCUACUAGAAUUGCCUCGCCAUGGCGGGGAGUCCUCCGCGGCGUCGUCUCCGUCGUCGUCGUCUUCCUCCAAGAGGGAGGCGCGUUCAGCUUUGGAUCUCGAUCUGUGACCUAAAGGCAAAAAUCAAAGGAAAGUUCAACGAUUCUUUCUUUCUGCUUGUUUCGGUUCUUCUCAUAUUUU